Messenger RNA from Carya illinoinensis, 1390 nucleotides. RefSeq names its product heavy metal-associated isoprenylated plant protein 7-like. The record is from RefSeq and is a predicted model, not a curated record. NCBI's taxonomy places the organism in Eukaryota, Viridiplantae, Streptophyta, Magnoliopsida, Fagales, Juglandaceae. The transcript is spliced from 5 exons. Gene Ontology annotation, molecular function: metal ion binding. Bases 209 to 1195 code for a protein of 328 amino acids.
CUUCAGAUCUGAUGGUCCAGAACCCACACUUUCCUCGAAGAGUUUAUAGAGAGUUCAUAGUAUUUACAGCGAGAGAACUUAAACGUACACAGAGUCCAAAACCCAAAAAAUAAUAAUAAAAAAAACAUAGAUAUACACCAGAGGAAGAAGCACUUUCAGAGCUUUACCCUAUCUCUCCACAACCCAAGAGGCUAGUCGUAGUAAUCUAAUGGGAGAGGAAAAAAAGAAACCGGAGGAGAAGAAAAUGGAGGAGAAAAAGCCAGAGGAGAAGAAAGAACCGGAGAAACAGUCCGAGAAGCCGGCCGAGGAAAAGAAAGUGGAGGAAGGAAAGGAAUCCAAGGAAGGAAAAGACCAAUCUGAGCCACCAGCUCCUCAGGAAGUCGUGCUCAGAGUCUACAUGCAUUGCGAAGGUUGUGCACGCAAGAUUCGACGCUGUCUCAAAGGCUUCGAAGGGGUCGAGGAUGUGAUAACCGAUUGCAGGACUUCGAAGGUUGUGGUUAAGGGUGAUAAAGCUGAUCCACUGAAGGUUCUGGAGAGAGUUCAGAGGAAGAGCCACAGGCAGGUCGAUCUUAUCUCUCCCAUCCCCAAACCAAAGGCCGAGGAAGAGAAGAAGCCUCAGGAGAAAGAGCCUCCCAAGCCUGAAGAGAAGAAAGAAGAGCCUCAGAUUUUCACAGUGGUGCUGAAGGUUCACAUGCAUUGCGAUGCCUGUGCACAAGAAAUCAGAAAACGCAUACUGAAAAUGAAAGGAGUGGACUCAGCUGAGCCAGAUCUGAAGAGCUCACAAGUGACAGUGAAGGGUGUGAUGGACCCAGAAAAGCUGGUGGAGUACGUGUACAAGAGGACCGGCAAACACGCUGUUAUAGCGAAACAAGAGCCGGAAAAGAAGAAGAAAGAGGAAGCCAAGGAUGGCAAGAAGGAAGAGAAAAAAGGUGAGGAAGGAGGUGGUGGUGACAAGGGGGCAAAAGGUGGCGAGGAAGAGAAGAAAGAAAAGAAGGAAGGAAAAGAUGAUCAAGCCAAGCCAGAGGCAGGCGGAGCCGCAGCAGCAGGGGAGGAGAUCAACAAGGUGGUGGAGCUUCAGAGUAAUGCCUACCACUACUACUAUCACCCACAAAGGUAUGCCAUGGAAAUGUAUGCCUACCCACCACCACCUCAGAUCUUCAGUGAUGAGAACCCAAAUGCCUGUUCUAUCAUGUAAAAGAAAAAGGAUAAAAAAGUGAGAAAUGGUGAUGAUGAAGAUGUCAUUGGGAAUGGUGAAAAUUGUUGAUAUGGGUAAAAAUGGGUGGAGUUGGUGAAUGGUAGAUUUGGUCGGUGCUUAAUCUGCUCUACAUGUGCCUAUGUAGUUCUUGCUAUAAAAUAUAAAGAUCUACAGAUUGAACUGUAGAAUUUUGCC